GCUAUUUAUUUACUUUUAUUAAACCCAGGUUACAUUCUUGUUAUUUUUUCAACCCAAUUUUUUUGGUUAAAUUAUAACCUCAGUUUGAAGUUGGUUUUAAAAUAACCAAAUUUCUUCAAAAGUUUCGGAAAAGUAUUUAAAUAACUCGUUUUUGACACAAAGUCAUAAAUAAGUUUUUAAAUAACUUCUAGUUUUGUGUUUUAAGGGUUAAAAAAUAACCAAAUUUUGGCUCCAAGUUUGAAGUAAGUAUUUUAAUAACUUUUUUUUUCGCACAAAAAGUUUUUUUUUAAGUUAGAAUUUAACCAAAUCUGAUCCCAAAGUUUUAAGUAAGUAUUUUAAUAACUCUUUUUUUACCCAAAAAGUUAUUUAUAGGUUAUAAAUUAACCAAAUUUUAUCUAUAGUUUGAAACGAGUUUUUAAAUUACUCACUUUAAGAUGGAAGUUGUUUAUUGGUUUAAAAUUAACCCAUUAUAGAACCUAAGUUUAAGGUGAGUUUCUAAUUAACUUCUUUAUUUUUGUCUUUUAUGGGCUAAAAAAUAACCAAAUUUUCAUUACAAGUUUCAAGUAAGUAUUUAAAUAACUCCUUUUUUACACAAAAAGCUAUUUAUAGACUAGAAAUUAACCAAAUUUGACCUUAAGUUUGAAACGAGAUUUUAAAUUACUGACUUUUUACCAUUAAAGUUGUUUAUUGGUUUAAAAUUAACCCAUUAUAAAUCUUAAGUUCAAGGUGAGUUUCUAAUUAACUUCUUUAUUUUUGUCUUUUAUGGGCUAAAAAAUAACCAAAUUUUCAUUACAAGUUUCAAGUAAGUAUUUAAAUAACUCCUUUUUUACGCAAAAAGCUAUUUAUAGACUAGAAAUUAACCAAAUUUGACCUUAAGUUUGAAACGAGAUUUUAAAUUACUGACUUUUUACAAUGAAAGUUGUUUAUUGGUUUAAAAUUAAUCCAUUAUAAAUCCUAAGCUUAAAGUAAGAUUUUAAAUAACUACUAUAAGUACGUAUAAGUUUUUAAUCAACUCGUUAUUUACCUUUUAACAACCCUGGCAAUUUUUCAACUAAGUUCCAACCCAAUUUCAACUAACCAACAACUCUCCACACAUACACAUUCACCAUACUCGAGCGUCGCGCGUCGCCCAUCAUAUUUUUGUCUCUCAUUUUUCUCAGAUCUCUCAGUAUUCUUUUGUGGCUGGUGGUAGCAAGUUAUUGUGCGAGAAAGUUUUUGUGAAAAAAUAUAAAUUAAAUAAAAAAAAAUAUCUGUCUGUGAAAAAUUAUUAAGAGGUAAGUUAUUUGUUUAUAAUUUAUUUUAAAUAUUGUUAUUUGUUUAUAAUUUAUUUUAACCCUUUGCUUCCUAGUGGUUUCAGCAUGAUACCACCUAUUAAUUACUUUGUUAGUUUUUUUUACUACAAAAUGGACUUUUCCUUUUGUACUCUCAGCUCAAAACAUUCCUUAUACAAUGUUAUUACUAGUACAAUCAUUAUUUUUUUCAUUUUAGUGUGUUGUUAGAAAAUAUCAAAACUUUUUUUCAAGAUAUUUGUAUUUUUUUCCGGGAGCGAAGGGUUAAAUAUUAAAUAUUGUUUAAUAAAUAACUUCAGAGUAUAAAAAAUAACUUCUGAGUUUGAAAAAUAUCUUCUGAGUUUGGAAAAUAACUUCUGAGUUUGAAAAAUAUCUUUUGAGUUUGGAAAAUAACUUCUGAGUUUGAAAAAUAUCUUCUGAGUUUAGAAAAUAACUUCUGAGUUUGAAAAAUAUCUUCUGAGUUUAGAAAAUAACUUCUGAGUUUGAAAAAUAUCUUCUGAGUUUAGAAAAUAACUUCUGAGUUUGAAAAAUAUCUUCUGAGUUUGGAAAAUAACUUCUGAGUUUGAAAAAUAACUUGAGAGUAGGCAUACAGAUAACUUAGCGCGUCUUUUCAUUUGUCUUUCUCAUUCCGCGUUAUUAUUCCAAGCUUGACUGUUGAUAAAAUCACUAUAAUAAAAAUGUAUUCUAUCAUUAAAAAUAAAAUUUGUAGUAGAACUACUUUUAAAAGAAAAGUUAAAAAAAUAAUAUUAGAAAUGCGUGAAAAAGAAAGAAUUAAAAAUCUUGAACAAGUUUUUCUUAGCAAGAGGUUAUUUGAAGUGCAGCAACACCUUUCGGAAAAUGAAAUAAGUGCUAAUUGUGAACAAGGUUUUUCUAACACGAAAUUUGAAGAGUUGCAACACCUAUCGAAUAUUAUUUCUGAACAUGAAAGUGACAGUGAAAAUUCUGGAAACAAUUGUGUCGCUGUCUCAACUAAUUUUGAAGCUAUUCCAGAAAAUUUAAAAAAAAAACUUAGUAUUAUGGGCUAUUCAGCAUAACAUAUCGAAUAUUUGCUUGCGUGAUUUGCUUAACAUUUUGCAUAAUUCUCAUCCUUAUUUGCCAUUAGACCCUCGAACAUUAUUACAAACUCGCGUUUCCCUUGAGAAAAUUUUUAUCGAAGUUCCACCUGGUAGAUACUGGCAUUUCGGUUUGGUUCGCGCUCUUACUAAGGUUUUUGAAAGUGUUCAGACAUGUCAAACAGUAAUAUUCUUGGACUUUAAUAUUGAUGGGAUUCCUGUUAGCAAAAGUUCAAAGGGCCAAUUUUGGCCUAUUUUGUGUUCACCAGAUGGUUUUCGUGUGCCGCCGCUAGUAAUAGGUGUUUACUACGGAAUGGCAAAACCUUCAAGUGUUAAUGAAUUUCUGCGAUUAUUUCUUGAGGAGGCUGUUAACAUUGAUGAUUUGAACAUUGGUUCCAAAAAAAUAAGUUUUAAAAUCAGGAAUUUCAUCUGUGACGCCCCCGCUCGUUCUUAUUUAAAAGGAAUCAAAGGGCAUAAUGGUUAUUUUGCUUGUGAAAGAUGUAAUGUAGAAGGGGAUUAUAAUUACAAAUCUCACCAAAUGUGUUUUCCAAACCUAUCAAAAUCACUUCGCACGAAUGAUUCUUUCCGGGCUGGGAUACACGAAGAUCAUCAUACGCAACCAUCUCCAUUAGAAAAACUUCCAAUAGAUAUUAUUAUGAAUUUUCCUCUAGAUUACAUGCACUUGUUGUGCUUAGGUGUCAUGAAAAAAUUGUUGGUUACAUGGAUUAAGAAUAGAACCCUUAAAACAAAAUUCUCGGCAAAAAACAUUGAGAGAAUCUCUAAGACCUUAGUAUCACUACGAAAAUAUGUUCCAUGCGACUUCAAUAGAACACCUCGUGGACUUGAUGUGAUAAGCUUUUGGAAGGCCACUGAAUUUCGUAUGUUUUUGUUGUACUUAGGUCCGGUUGUUUUGCAAAAUGAAACUCAUGAAGAAGUAUAUGCCAAUUUUAUGGAACUACACUGUGCUGUUUCAAUAUGUUUGAGUAAAAAUAAACAAGUUUUUGUUGAUGUCGCACAGAGUCUGUUCAAAUCAUUCAUAUAUAACUUUUCUAGUAUCUAUGGAGCUGAAAACAUAAGUUAUAACGUUCACAAUUUAUAUCAUGUCGUAGAUGAUGUUAAAUACCAUGGACCUUUAGAUAAUAUAAGUGCUUUCAAAUAUGAAAAUCGUUUACAAUAUUUAAAACGUCGAAUAAGAUCUGGAAACAGACCCCUGGAACAAAUUGCAAAUAGGAUUAUCGAAGAUUUUGAGAAUGUAGAUCUAAUUGAUGUAGAUGAAAACAAAACUCCUAUGCUUUAUAUGAAAGAUAGGAAUAAAAUAUGCAAAAUUAAACACUGUGUUGGAAUCUAUAGAGCAAUUCAGCUUCAACAUUUUGUUUUGAAGUCGUCACUUGCAGAUAGUUACUUCUUAACAAACUCAGAAGAAAUUGUUAGAAUGGAGUUUGCAACAUAUCGACAUGGCAUCCCAGUUAUCUAUGGUUCAAGCUUAAAACAAAAACAAAAUUUUUACGAAAAACCGUUCUAUUCUAAAUUUUUAAGCGUUUAUAAAUCAAAUGAAGAAGAAAAUUUGCCUAAUUUUUAUAACAUAGAAAAUAUUUCCUCUAAAUUUUUCAAAAUAACUUUACCAAACACUGAAUCUGUUUUUUUUCCAUUAGUACAUUGUUAAUCAAAAUGUAUUGUGUUGUGGAGACGCUCGAAGAUGAAGGGAAGUUCGUGACGGCAGUUCCCAAAAAUUGGGUCAUCGAUGGAACGAAGCUAUUAUGGCCAAAGUCCAAGAAAGAUUCCAUUUGCGGUCGGAAAAAUUGCAUCACAGCAUCGGAUGAUUGGCAAAGCAUAGCAUGCAAAUUAAUAUUUGAUGACAUCGGUUCCUGGGAGGAAGCAGUUCAGAAGGAAAAGGAUGCCGAGUAUUUGUCUUCUUCUGAAGAAAAUACGGAAGAAGUGACCAUCGACACCAAUUCUUCGGAAUACAUGACAGAUAUGAACAAAUUGAUGUCAACUUUGAUUCCUAAUUCUGGUAAGUUUAAAAUGUAUAAACAUGGGAACAAAGUUACUAAUUUUGUCAUACUUACUUCUCAUUUUCAAGACGUUUCCUCGUUCACCCCCCCAAAUGAAGAUGUUACCAUCACUAAUGUCAUUUCCGACUUAUACACGUUUGAAGGCCCCAGCACCAGUACCCAAUUCAAGGAACUGUCGUCCAAAAUAGACGAAAUUUUGGAAAGACAGCGUUCCACUGAGGUGAAGGUGCAGGCCAUGCAAGGAAUGCUGGAGGCAUUCAUGGCGAAGUCCGAAGUUUCGGUCAAUUUGUUGGCGUCCAAAAUUGCAAAAGAGAAUGCAGAGGAAGUGGAUGAGGAACUGCAACUGGAUGAAAUUUUCCCACUAACCUCUGUCCAACAAAUUGAGGAAAUCGAGGAAAAACUCCAUCAAAAUGCAGCAUUCAAAAAAAAAUUGGUAAGUACCAAAAUAUACGAAAUAUGCAAUUUUCUCACAAUCCGACUUCAAACACAAAAAAAAUAUUUAUAAAACAACGGCAACACCUACAAUAUUUUAAAAUACAUUUUUACAAAGCCAGAAGCUUAUCUUAAAUUUAAAUUCACUAAAUUUAAUUAAGAGUUUUUGAAAAAAUGGUCCUCAAACUCAGAAUUAAAAAAAAAAUUUAUUAAAAAAAUUAAAAAUGACUUUUUUCCAAACUUUUUCUAAUAAAUAUUAUCAGUUGAAUUCCGAAGCAGAAAAGGUAAUAUAUAUCACACUUUUGAAAAAACAAUUAAAAAUAACUUCAAUUUCAAUUGGUUUUUUUUUUUGAUAAAAACUGAAUUUUUGCAUCCAAAUAAUUAAUUUUCUAAAAGACUUUGGUAAAUAAGAACUUUAAAUUUUUGCUAUUUAACUUUCAACAGUAAGGGUUAUUAAAUAAAUAAAAAAUAAUUUUAUGUUUAGAUGUUGAACUUUGAAAAAAAAUAAGAUACAUUUUUUUUCAAAACUUUUAUUAAAAAAAGUUCUUCGAAAAUGAAAUUCUUUUUAAUUUUUUUCAUAAACCGUAAUACAUAUUGACAUUUUCUUUUAUAAUUUCAAAUCAUAAUAAAUGCGGCCAAAAAUAUUUGAAAAUAAAUGCAUUUUAUAUUACGAAAAAGUUUAAAAAACGACAUCUUAAAACAUAUUUUUGUUUUCUUUCAGGUCCGUAAGUUGAGCUCCUAUGGGGGGGCCAACGGAAUGAAAACGAUCCGCACUAUUUGCAAGUGCAUUUUUACGGAUCCACUACUGGCAGAACAUUCUUGGCUGGGGACUAAUGCCAAAAAAAGUUUCAGCCAAUACAAAUUCCUGUAUAAAACUAUAUUGGAAGCGGUCCGAUCAAGGUACCCCACUUAUAGUGAAGCUGAGGGUGCUUCAUUUUUUAAAGGCUUUUUGAAGCAAGCCCCAUUUCGAAUGGGAAAACCGUCCACGUAAGUUAAAAAAUAAAAUUAUAAUCAACAUUUAAGUUAACAUUUUUCUCAUUACAGAAAUACCAGUUCCAACACCAGCUCCUCUGCCUCUGACGGGCAAUCCACAACAUAAUUAAGUUAAGCUAUUUUUUAUUUUUAGUUUUAGUUUUACUUUUACUUUAAGUUUUAGUUUUAGUUUUACUUCAUUAAAUAAUGUUUCACUAAACUUAAAUUUCAGCGUUCUUAUUUCAAAUAUUAAAUUUUCAGCUGGGAAGAAUCUUAUGGUUUGCAGCAUGUUGGUAAGCAAACAUUUUAUAGGUUUUUUAAAAUCUGUAAAUAACCGGUUAUAAAAAAGCUGUGAAGUAACGUUUAUUACAGGUUUUAUAAGAACCUGUACGAAGUUAUUUACAGGUUUUAUAGAAACCUAUAGGUAAGCGGUUAUAAAAAAAACCGUCAAAUAACGUUUGUUAUAGGUUUUAUAAAAACCUGUACAACGUUUAUUACAGGUUUUAAAAAAACUGGAAGAAAACGGUUAUAAAAAAAACCGUUAAAUAACGUUUAUUACAGGUUUUAUAGAAACCUAUAGGUAAGCGGUUAUAAAAAAAACCGUCAAAUAACGUUUGUUAUAGGUUUUAUAAAAACCUGUACAACGUUUAUUACAGGUUUUAAAAAAAACGGGAAGAAAACGGUUAUAAAAAAACCGUCAAAUAACGUUUAUUAGAGGUUUUAUAAAAACCUAUAGGUAAGAGGUUAUAAAAAAAACCGUAAAUUAACGUUUAAUACAGGUUUUAAAAGAACUUGUUAUAUUACAGGUUUCAAAAAAACCUGUAAUAACGUUAAUUACAGGUUUUAUAAUAACCGUAGUAAAACGGUUAUAAAAAAAACCGUCAAACAACUCAGUACAGGUUUUUUUUAAACUGUAUAAUAACGGUUUGUAAACGGUUAUAAAAUAGCCGUAAAUGGUUUAUUUCAAGUUUUUCUUUGACUAAAAAUAAACAGUUAUUUAAUAACCGUGAAAAUUAGGUUUUUAAAAACCCAGUAUUUGUAGAAAAAAGUGGGUUUUUUAAAAACCCGAUUUAGACGAAGUUAAAAAAUAACUGACCAUUUUCGGUUGUGGAGACGUUUCUGGAACGUCUUAAAUACGUUUAUUUAACGAGUUUAGUAACUUAUCCGUUAAAUAACCAGAGUAAAUAUCCGGUUUAUUUUCCGCUUUCUAACCACAAAAUGUUAUUU
Episyrphus balteatus (marmalade hoverfly) is the source of this 6984-nucleotide messenger RNA. RefSeq lists its product as uncharacterized. NCBI's taxonomy places the organism in Eukaryota, Metazoa, Arthropoda, Insecta, Diptera, Syrphidae. The record is from RefSeq and is a predicted model, not a curated record. The transcript has 3 exons. Bases 4010 to 4858 code for a protein of 282 amino acids.